Solanum dulcamara is the source of this 3863-nucleotide messenger RNA. RefSeq lists its product as uncharacterized. The transcript has 11 exons. Lineage: Eukaryota; Viridiplantae; Streptophyta; Magnoliopsida; Solanales; Solanaceae. Gene Ontology annotation, molecular function: helicase activity. The record is from RefSeq and is a predicted model, not a curated record. The coding region runs from base 119 to 3607 and encodes 1162 amino acids.
CUUUCAUCAUUUUUGUUGAAUGCAGCAGUAGAGAGUAUUUUGUUGCUUCUAUAUAACAUAAAGUAAUUAAUUAAAGGAUCAUAAUCCUACAAGAAGAAGAAAAAAUACAAAGGGGGAAAUGGCAACUACUACAAAGAAGAAAACAGAGAAAACAAUUCCUGGCUUAGUGGAUUUGGUGUUUUCUUGGUCUUUAAAAGAUGUGUUGAACAAAGAUCUUUACAAAAACAAGGUGAAAGAAAUUCCAGAGACAUUUGUGUCGAUUGAUCAUUAUUUGAAGUCAUUCAUUGAUCCACUAGUUGAGGAAACACAUGCUGAUUUGCUGUCAAAUGUGUCCACAGUUUCGCGAGCACCUGCUCUCGAGGUUGUUGAUGUUAAAAUAGCAAAAGAUUUUAAGCCUCCCAAAGGUUUAUAUUACAAUAUUUUGUUGAAAAGAAAUCAAGAAACAGAUGUGGGAGAGAAUAGUGAAUCAAAAAAUGAAUCAAAAUAUGAACCAGAAGUUGGUGAUCUGAUUGCACUAACAGAUGUGAGACCAAGAAGAAUUGAGGAUUUAAACAGGCCUAAGAGAUCUUACCUCAUUGCUAUAGUUCAAGGCAUGAAAGAUGAUGGUUAUAGAAUACCUAUCUUGUCUUCACAACUUGUUUCGUUUAAAAAACCUGACCGGGCAACGGGUGAACAAGGGGACAAGCUUUUUGUUGUCUAUCUUUCUAAUUUGACAACAAACAUUCGAAUAUGGAAUGCGUUGAAGUCAGAUUUGGAAAAUUCAAACUUGAAGAUCAUUAAGACCGUAUUGAAAAGUGAUGAUUCGAAUGUUGGUGAAGUAGACUGCUCCCUUUGCCCCGUUAGAGAAACAGAAAAUAAUAUUACUAUAUCAAGUUCAAGAGCCAUUUCCUUGUCUUUUGGGCUAGAUAGUGCACAACAAGAGGCUGUUGUAAGUUGUGUUGCUACAAGAGAAUGUGCUCACCGGAAUACGGUUAAGCUAAUUUGGGGUCCUCCAGGAACUGGAAAGACAAAAACAGUUGCCUCUUUACUUUAUGUCCUGUUAAAGAUGAGAUGCAGAACUUUGACUUGUGCGCCCACGAACAUUGCUGUGUUGGGGGUAACGAAGAGGCUGAUGCAGAAUGUACGGAGUUGUCUGCACUAUGACACUUAUGGUUUAGGAGAUAUUGUCUUAUUUGGUAAUGGGGAACGAAUGAAGAUCGAUGAUCAUGAUGAUCUGUUUGAUGUAUUUCUUAGUAACCGUGUUGCUGCUCUUGCUAGCUGCUUGUCUCCGAUUAGUGGGUGGAAAAUUGGUAUACAAUCCAUGACAUGUUUGCUCGAGGAUCCUGAAGAGCAAUACCGCAAGUACUUACUGAAGGACAAGGACCGUGACAGUGAUGAUGAUGCGGACAUAGAUGAUGAUGAAGAAGAAGAAAAAGGAAGUGGUACUAGUCAAGAAUCUAGUUUGAGCAAUGAUCAAGGAGUCGACAAAAACCAGAAGAGUAAGUUAUGGAAGAAAUUUGUUGUUGAAACCUUAAAAGAGAACAAGAAGAAAGAUAAACAAAAUUCUCAAAGGGUGAAGAACUCGAGAGAAGCAGGAAAAGCAAACAAGGUCAAGAAAGAAGGGGAGACGAACAACAAAGAAGUCAUUGUGUGGACACGUGAUGAGUUUGUCAACAAAAGAUUCAAAUGCAUCGAGCAUCAGUUAAUAUUUUGCCUAACGAGCUUGUACACUCAUCUACCUACUUCUAUCAUUUCACUAGAAGUAGCUAAGCAGAUGAUCAGACUUCUUGAGAUGUUUCGAACUCUUGGAAAAUUGUUUGCUACUGUGGAACAAUCUGAAGGAUUAAAAGAAAUUCUACCGGGAUUUGUUACAAGGAAUAAGACAAGACUUUCUAAUAUUUGUGCAACUAAAACAGAAUGCCUAAAAGUGUUGAAAUUUCUUAAUGAGAGUAUCUCUCUUCCAAAUUUCAUUGAGGACUACCAAAUUCGAAGUUUUUGUCUGAAAGGUGCAUGUUUGAUUUUCUGCACGGCUUCUAGCUCGAUAAAGUUGCACACGGAAGGAAUGACACCACUGGAGAUGGUGGUAAUUGAUGAAGCUGCUCAGCUGAAAGAAUGUGAAUCCACUAUUCCGUUACAACUCCCUGGUCUCCGCCAUGCUAUACUCAUCGGUGAUGAAAAACAAUUGCCUGCUAUGGUUCAGAGCAAGAUUUGUGAGAAGGCUGAGUUCGGAAGGAGCUUAUUUGAGAGGCUGGUAAUUUUAGGACACAAGAAACACCUUCUUAAUGUUCAAUAUAGGAUGCAUCCGAAAAUAAGUUUGUUCCCUAAUACAGAGUUCUAUCAGAAGAAAAUUAUGGAUGGUCCUAAUGUGAAAUCAGCAGCAUAUGAGAAGAAAUUUCUUAUGGGAGAUAUUUUUGGUUCGUAUUCAUUUAUUAAUGUAAGUAGUGGAAAUGAGGAGCAUGAUGACAAACACAGCUCGAGAAAUAAGGCAGAAGCUUUCGUUGUAGCUGAGAUAGUUGCCAACCUUCAUAAAGAAUCUGUCUCUUCAAGACAAAAAGUCCGUGUUGGUUGUAUAUCUCCUUACAAGGCUCAAGUUUUUGCUAUUCAACAAAUUCUUGGCAAGAAAUAUAGCACAGAUGUUAAGAGUGACUUCUCUGUGAAUGUACGCUCCGUUGAUGGUUUUCAAGGCGGUGAAGAGGAUGUAAUAAUUAUAUCCACUGUUCGUUGUAAUGGCAAUGGAUCGGUUGGGUUCCUCUCGAAUCUUCAGAGAGCAAACGUAGCAUUGACACGAGCAAGGUACUGUCUUUGGAUAUUGGGAAAUGGCACAACUUUGGUUAAUAGUGGUUCCAUAUGGAAGAAUUUGAUCAUUGACGCCAAGGCUCGUGGUUGUUACUUUGAUGUUACUGAAGACAAGCGAUUGAAUCAAGCAAUUUUGAACGCGGCCACUGAACUUGGAGAGUUAGAAACAUUACUCAUAACCGAUUCACCUAUAUUCCAGUCAUCCAAAUGGAAGGUUAUAUUUAGUGAGGAUUUCUCAAAAUCCAUUGCCAGAAUUAAGGAUGCUGAGAUAAGUAAAGAAGUGAUUUCCCUUUUGGUGAAGCUUUCGAGUGGUUGGCGUAAGCCAGAAAAGAACAACACGUUUAGCAACAAGGGCGGGAAUUCUUCAAUAAUGUUGGAGGUGUAUGGUGUCAAGAACCUAAAAUUGAUUUGGACCAUAGAUAUUCUGCAGCAGAACUCUACAUACCUUCAAGUACUAAAGAUAUGGGACAUUUUACCAGGAUACCACAUACCAAAGUUUGCAAAGAAUCUUGACAUCCAUUUUGGUCAAUAUACAGUGGAUAUGCUGAAUCGAUGCAAAUACAAACGUGUGGAACGAAACUUUGUAUUUCCAAUGACUUGGCCAAUUGAUGGAAAUGGUGUCUUAACAACAUCCUCAGCUCACAGUGACCUAGACGACAAGUUGGUACGCCGAUUGGCAGCCAUGAAUUUGAGGGAUAAACCAGGAUCUUCAAGAAGUUCCAAUAAUUUUCACAAGUCCAAGAUGAAGAAAGGAGAACUGUCACGCGAAGUAAAACAGAAUCUACUUGCUGAAGAUUUCAUGGAACGAUAUAUGCGCAACAAGUCCAAAUAGGAGGCUUUAAAGUUAUAAUCUAAACACCGCAUAAUACAGUUUGUUGCUUGAAAAGCUUGGAUUUUUGAUGCAAUUCACUGCAACUCUGGUGACGAUCUUCUAAUUUUUGAAUCAGCGCGUUUGAUGAGAUGGUGUCCAAGAGUACUGUAAUUAAUAGUUAUGAUAUUGUUGAAGUGAAAUGGCUUGUAAAAUGGACCUCCUACUCUUUAAAAUGUAGCAAAGACCCUAUAUAUAAUACAACUUGAAGGUCUUCGUA